Messenger RNA from Peromyscus eremicus (cactus mouse), 872 nucleotides. It is a transcript of the gene Ccdc182, whose product is annotated as coiled-coil domain containing 182. NCBI's taxonomy places the organism in Eukaryota, Metazoa, Chordata, Mammalia, Rodentia, Cricetidae. The coding region runs from base 352 to 813 and encodes 153 amino acids. The transcript has a single exon. The record is from RefSeq and is a predicted model, not a curated record.
GAAGCUGCUCAGUCUCGGCAGUCUGUGAACCUGACCUGGCCCACCUUGUCUUGGCCAGUGUUUCCCACUCUCUGGGAUUUAGCUCGCCCUUGGGGGUUAAAGGAACGCUUGGACUCCGGUUCUGAAUUAAUGAGAAGCCUCGGCCCAGGAGACUUGGGAAGCAAGCACAGUUUGUAAGUUCUCAGCCAAGGAAGCUGCAGUAUGCAAAGUAGUGAACUGGACCUUUCCUUCUGAUUGGCUGACGGGCCUUGAUGUCACAAUGGGAUGGGUCUAUCCACUCCAAAUGACAGUGCCUCUAGCCCCCAAAUAACUGACGCAGUUGGUUUCUUGGCUUCCUCUCUGUAGGAGGAGAUGAUGGAAGCCCUCUUUCAGGCAGGGUCCAUCCUUAUGAAGGUGAAUACCUUACAGGGCAGGAAGAUGGUGGAGAGUGGGCUCCAGUCCGGGGACCUUUCCCUGUCUCACUCAUGGCCCUCCUGCCUCCCUCUACCAGCCGACUUGGAGAUCCUGCAGCAGAAAGUGGCCGCGGUGCAAAGGGAGCUGGAGGACUUCAAGAAGGAGGCUCUGAAGGCCAUCAGCUACCUGGAGGACGCCUUCUGCGAGAUGAACGGCGUCCUGGCCCAGCAGGAGGAGCAGGCCGCCCGCGUGAAGCAGCGGCUGAGGGAGGAGGAGGACCGGGGCAUCGUUCGCAACAAGGUGCUCACCUUCCUCCUGCCCCGGGAGAAGCAGCUUCGAGAACACUGCCAGCGGCUGGAGAACAUGCUGGCCAGGAGCCACGACCCGCUGCGGGUCACCAGGAAGAGCCAGGACGACUGAAGGGCCCGCGCGCAUGCGCCUGGGCUGGCGGGCAACUGGACGAUUGUUUUUUGUUUUUU